Molecule: messenger RNA, 1139 nt
Organism: Caenorhabditis elegans
Lineage: Eukaryota; Metazoa; Nematoda; Chromadorea; Rhabditida; Rhabditidae
Gene: rom-5
Product: rhomboid protease
Exons: 7
Coding region: 6-1007 (333 amino acids)
Biological process (GO): protein maturation
Cellular component (GO): membrane
Molecular function (GO): serine-type endopeptidase activity; endopeptidase activity
Source: RefSeq, marked reviewed
AGAAAAUGCUCAGUAAUCGCCUCGUUGGCUUUCUUUGCUCCCGGUCAUUCACAAAAUGCACAAGCCUGCCGAGCCGAUUCACACGUGACGGAUUACGGGAUCGAUUACGACAGCAGGAGCUCAAAGAGCUCACGAAAAAUCAUCAGAUUAAGCAGGCGUUUAGUCCAGACGCUAGAACUGUCAGGCCGAUGUCGGAUUUGUGGAAAGCUCUUCAAUUCACACUUGCCACAGGCGUCACCACAUUCUCCAUAGCAAUUGUCGCAGAUUCGUGGAAUCGCAGAAAAGAGGAACGGACGGCGCCGAUUAACGUUUUCGAUGCGGUUAAAUACUAUUUCGAACCUAAGGUUGAAGCCGGAAUCGAGUACAAAUUGACGAAUGGGGAGAAGCAUCUUGCAUUGCUUAUUGGAUUAAAUGUUGUGGUCUAUCUAAUGUGGAAGGGGAAAUCACUGAAUCCUUUUAUGACUCGAUAUUUCACGAAUAGUUAUGCAUCGAAGUCAUUGUGCUCACCAAUGUUGCUCAGCGCAUUUUCGCAUUCUUCAAUCAUUCAUCUUGGCCUCAAUAUGUACGUAUUGUCCACAUUCGCUCCACACAUUAUCGAAAAAUUCAUGGGAGUAGAGCAAUUCUGGUCAUUUUAUGUAACCGCCGCAGUUGUCUCCUCAUUUGUUAGUAUUGUUGAUAAGGCAGUUGUACGAUCACCGAUUAGAGCUCUCGGAGCAAGUGGAGCCAUUUUGGCAGCUCUUACAUAUACUUGCAUGCAGAUUCCUGAUGGUCGUCUCUCACUGGUAUUCAUCCCGAAUUUCGACUUUUCCGCACAAAAUGCAGUCUAUGGAAUUAUUGCGUUCGACCUACUUGGCCUACUUUUAAGAUUCCGUCUAUUCGACCACGCCGCCCAUCUCGGAGGUUCACUAUUCGGAGUCGGUUAUGCACUUUUCCUUCAGGAUGCUCUCUGGGAAAAGUAUGGAGAAUGGCUUGAGAAUCUUCUUUUUUCGUCGAGUGAAGAUAAAUAAUUGUUGUUUUUUAAAAGUUUCAUAUCUCAUUUGUGUUACGCGGUACAAAAAAAUUCUGAAAUUAUUUUUUAUUUUCACAAGAGUCCCCACACUCCUCGUUCUGUAAUAAAAAUGAAUACUUUUCAGGGGAAA